Messenger RNA from Fundulus heteroclitus (mummichog), 4460 nucleotides. RefSeq names its product glutamate receptor, ionotropic, AMPA 3a (gene gria3a). Bases 243 to 2903 code for a protein of 886 amino acids. Gene Ontology annotation, molecular function: AMPA glutamate receptor activity; transmitter-gated monoatomic ion channel activity involved in regulation of postsynaptic membrane potential. NCBI's taxonomy places the organism in Eukaryota, Metazoa, Chordata, Actinopteri, Cyprinodontiformes, Fundulidae. The transcript is spliced from 16 exons. Gene Ontology annotation, biological process: monoatomic ion transport; modulation of chemical synaptic transmission; synaptic transmission, glutamatergic. The record is from RefSeq and is a predicted model, not a curated record. Gene Ontology annotation, cellular component: dendritic spine; plasma membrane; AMPA glutamate receptor complex.
CAGCAGCAGCAGCAGCAGCAGUGGGCUGGCGCUGCAGUUGCGCUUGCACACAUUCAACGUGGGUGCACACACACGCACGGUUAGAGAGAAAGAGAGAAAGAGAGAGAGAGAGAGAGAGAGAGAGAGAGCGAUCAGCCGCCGCAUCUUGUGGAUUUCUUUGCGCUCCAACCCGUGUUAAUGGUUCUCCCUGCUUCUCGUCACCCACAAACACGCCUGGAGUUGAUCUCACUUCUCGGGGAAAAAUGCGGAGUCGCGCAGUUGCGGCGGUCCUGGUUUUACUUCAUUUCAUCGGGGACUCGCUGGCAGGGUUUCCAAACCAAAUCAACAUCGGUGGACUGUUCAUGCGCUCCACAGUGCAGGAGCACAGCGCCUUCAGGUUUGCCGUCCAGCUCUACAACACCAACCAGAAUGUGACAGAAAAACCCUUCCACCUCAAUUACAACGUUGACAACUUGGAGUCCUCUAAUAGCUUCUCCGUCACACAUGCCUUCUGCUCGCAGUUCUCCCGGGGAGUUUACGCCAUCUUCGGCUUCUACGACCGCAAGUCCAUGAACACGCUGACCUCCUUCUGCGGCGCCCUGCACACUUCCUUCAUCACGCCCAGCUUCCCCAUCGACGCCGACGUGCAGUUCGUCAUCCAGAUGAGGCCCAGUUUAAGGGGAGCCAUUCUCAGCCUGUUGGACCACUACAAGUGGGAGAAGUUCGUCUAUCUAUACGACACCGACAGAGGUUUUGCAAUCCUCCAAGCGAUCAUGGAGUCGGCUGUUGCCAAUAACUGGCAGGUGACAGCUCGCUCGGUGGGGAAUAUUGUGGACCCCACAGAGUACAGACGCAUCAUCGAGGAGAUGGACCGCCGACAGGAGAAACGUUUUCUUAUCGACUGCGAGGUGGAUAGGAUCAACUUGAUACUCCAGCAGGUGGUGACCUCAGGGAAAAACACCAGGGGAUACCACUACAUCCUAGCCAAUCUGGGGUUUUCCAACAUGAGUCUGGACCGGGUCUUUUCUGGUGGGGCCAACAUCACAGGCUUCCAGAUCAUCAACCCAGACAGCCCAAUCGUGCAGCAGUUCCUCCAGCGCUGGGAGCGCUUGGAUGAAAGAGAAUUUCCAGAAGCCAAAAACACUCCACUGAAGUACACAUCAGCCCUGACCCAUGAUGCCAUCCUUGUGAUUGCGGAGGCCUUCCGGUACCUUCGGCGCCAGCGAGUAGACGUGUCUCGCAGAGGAAGCGCAGGUGACUGCCUCGCCAACCCCGCUGUGCCCUGGAGCCAAGGCAUUGACAUAGAGAGGGCACUCAAAAUGGUCCAAGUACCAGGUAUGACAGGAAACAUCCAGUUUGACACAUUUGGGCGAAGGUCUAAUUACACAAUUGAUGUGUACGAGAUGAAGCCCAAGGGUCCCAGGAGGAUCGGCUACUGGAAUGAAUACGAAAAAUUUGUAUAUAUUAUGGAUCAGCAGGUCACCAACGAGUCCUCUUCUGUGGAAAACCGAACAAUUGUGGUCACUACUAUUAUGGAAGCUCCGUAUGUGAUGUACAAGAAAAACUAUAUGCAGAUGGACGGCAAUGACAGAUAUGAAGGCUACUGUGUCGAUUUAGCUUCUGAAAUUGCAAAGCAUGUGGGGAUAAGAUAUAAGCUGUCGAUAGUGCCAGAUGGAAAAUACGGAGCCAGAGACCCGGAAACCAAGACGUGGAACGGGAUGGUGGGUGAACUGGUUUAUGGGAGAGCUGACAUAGCCGUGGCUCCUCUCACCAUAACAUUGGUGCGCGAGGAGGUGAUAGACUUCUCUAAACCCUUCAUGAGCUUGGGAAUCUCUAUUAUGAUUAAGAAGCCUCAAAAGUCCAAGCCAGGGGUGUUUUCCUUCCUCGACCCUCUGGCCUAUGAGAUUUGGAUGUGCAUAGUGUUUGCCUAUAUCGGCGUGAGCGUGGUGCUCUUCCUGGUGAGCCGCUUCAGCCCUUAUGAGUGGCACUUGGAUGAGAACGAUGAGGCCAAAGACCCUCAGAGCCCCCCUGACCCUCCGAACGAUUUUGGGAUUUUUAAUAGCCUGUGGUUCUCCCUGGGUGCCUUCAUGCAGCAAGGAUGCGAUAUCUCACCAAGGUCUCUGUCCGGCCGUAUCGUCGGGGGAGUGUGGUGGUUCUUCACCCUAAUCAUCAUCUCUUCCUACACGGCCAACCUGGCUGCUUUCCUCACCGUGGAGAGGAUGGUCUCUCCAAUCGAGAGCGCAGAGGAUCUGGCCAAGCAGACGGAGAUCGCCUACGGCACGCUAGACUCAGGCUCCACUAAGGAGUUCUUUAGGCGCUCCAAAAUAGCCGUUUACGAGAAAAUGUGGUCGUACAUGAAGUCGGCCGAACCCUCAGUGUUUGUCAAGACGACACCGGACGGGGUCUCCCGGGUCCGGAAGUCGAAGGGCAAGUUUGCCUUUCUGCUCGAGUCCACGAUGAACGAGUACAUAGAGCAGCGGAAGCCCUGCGACACCAUGAAAGUGGGCGGCAACCUCGACUCUAAGGGCUACGGUGUGGCCACACCUAAAGGCUCAGCAUUAGGAAAUGCUGUUAACCUGGCAGUGUUAAAACUGAAUGAGCAAGGCCUCUUGGACAAAUUGAAAAACAAAUGGUGGUACGACAAGGGAGAGUGCGGCAGCGGGGGAGGUGACUCUAAGGACAAGACAAGUGCAUUGAGCCUGAGCAACGUGGCAGGGGUCUUCUAUAUUCUGGUCGGAGGGCUCGGCUUGGCUAUGACCGUGGCUUUGAUAGAGUUCUGCUAUAAGUCACGGCAAGAAACAAAAAAACUCAAGCUGGCAAAGAACGCUCAAAACUUUAAGCCAGCCCCUCCAGCAAAUGCCCAGAACUUUGCCACGUACCGUGAAGGCUACAACGUCUACGGGACGGAGAGCGUGAAAAUCUAAGAAAGGUGAUUCUUAAAUCCCACCGGUGCAUAAAGGAUAGAAAGAGCCACUCCGACACGUGACCCAUGACCCCGACGGACCCCCCACUCCCCCCCCACCCCACGCCAAGGUCGGCGCCCUGGAAGUGGCGCCUUCCUUGUCAUCAGCUUGGACACAAGCCAAUAAGUCAACAAGUGCUCAUUUGGGGGUUAUGAACUGUCACACUAACAGAGGGCAAUGACACAGCUGGACUUCUGUUCGUGGAAACGCGGGAAUUGCCUCUUGUAGUGCCUUAAGGAGCAUUUAGGCGUCACGGCGGUGAAGAUAAAUUUGAAUUCACUUGAAAAUAAAAGAACAAAAGUUGCAGCACCUGGAUAAGAACUGACUUCGUGUGACGUGUAGACGGGCGGUUGUAAUUUACUGUUUUAUAUUGUGAAGACGACGAGGAGAAAAAAAAAAAAAAGAAAAAAAAAAAAAAGAAGCCAUGGUUUGACAAAGAAAUCCCUGAGGUACUUAAGUCCUUUAAAUCCUUUAAAGACAUAUUUUUGUGGUGAAACCUUAAGUAGGCUAAAUGUUAUGUUUAGUGAGGUAAAGUCCUUUUCUUGUGUUAAUAUAAGGAUAUUUUCAGUGUCAAGAACAUUUAGGACAAGCAUCGGUAACGAUAAUAAGGUUAAGGGUCAGUUGACCCGGCGGCAUCUCAUUCCGGUUCGUACUCCAGUUUCCACGCGUCACGCUUGUGUACAUCUGAAACGGCUGAAAUGGUGUUCUGUUCAUAGCCUGCCGGACAUCCAGCCCUACUCUGUAUUUACUUGGAUGCUUGUUUUAAAUCAGUUACAUCAUUUGUUUAAAACUGCCACUUCUUUGGGGGGUGUUGGGGUGGGGGGGACAUUUCUAUCAAAGAGGUCUGCUUCUUUUCACUUAGUGCCAUAUUACUGAAAUAAUUCCCCCAAUGUUUUAGAUGCAACGACACAGACCACGUUUUAUUUACCAGAAGAUUAAAGAUUUUAAAAGGAGCUCAUGGUUUACACUUUGUACACACUUGAGCGCCGUCCUCGUUUUAAGUGCAGUUUCAUCAAGCGGUUUUGAUAAAUGGUAAUGUGCCGUAGCUUCCUUGGUUGUGGCGAGCUUUCUGUGUCUAUGCAUUUAGCAGAGGGUGAGCUGUACGUCGGAGAGAGGGUUUAACGGAUCACGACAUUUUUACGACUAAACUUUCUACGACCUGUGGGGAGAGGCUGACGUUAGAAACCAUUUGCGCCUACACUCGUUUGGUAUAUCUCUCUCUCUCUCUCUCUCUCUCUCUCAUCCUAUUCAUAAAGUGCAUGUGAAUUGGGCGGGUAGUUUAUUAAAACAGCAACUUCAAAUUGACAAAGGUUUAGUCGGCUCUAAAACAAUCUUUUUUUUUUUUUUUUUUUUUUUUUUUACCCCAGUUUGGUUUUAGAGGGGGUGUUUUUUGGGGGGGUUAUUUUAUUGGAUACCUCAACUGCGAGAGUUGCAUGUAUGGACACAAUAAACCUCUGUGUAGAGGUCCUGUACAAAGGAUUUUAUUACAUUUCCUUAAUAAAAGAAGAUUUAUAUUCA